AUGAAGCUGGCCGCAAGCUUCCUUCGUUCUGUACGCCCAGCCUUGGGAAACCCUCUCGUACGACCCCUGCAACCUAUCCGCUGGGCCAGGUACCAAGCGUUCGAGGCGGAAUUCGACUCCGAAGAGCUCGAAAGGGCGAGAUCGUGGCACAAGGCUUUCGAUGGCAGCCAGCUUCCCAAGGGCCAGACAACAACUGAAAGCAAAGCCGUCACUGUGUGGCCUGUGAAAGACCUUUUGCCGGUUCUGCCGAAACUGUUGCAUCGGGGCAUUAGAGAAUCAAAAUACUAUACGGCCAGGUCGGAUUCUCUGACGUUGCAGGCCCAGACGCACCGGCAGAGGGAUGCCAAUACGGAGGAGAAUCAACAAAAGCUCGUUGACGAAGUCAAGAGAAUCUUUCAGGAAACCGUCCCUGGUGAGACGAGUCCGGACAAGAAGAAGAAGCACGCCGAGAUCGCAAAGUCAUUCAAUGAGGGACGACUCAAGCAGAAGAAGCAGCUGAGCUCCAAGAAGCAGAGUCGAAGGCCAUCGUUCGACUGA
Messenger RNA from Colletotrichum spaethianum, 537 nucleotides. RefSeq lists its product as uncharacterized. The record is from RefSeq and is a predicted model, not a curated record. Gene Ontology annotation, biological process: mitochondrial translational termination. The transcript is spliced from 3 exons. The coding region runs from base 1 to 537 and encodes 178 amino acids. Gene Ontology annotation, cellular component: mitochondrial large ribosomal subunit. NCBI's taxonomy places the organism in Eukaryota, Fungi, Ascomycota, Sordariomycetes, Glomerellales, Glomerellaceae.